Molecule: messenger RNA, 6710 nt
Organism: Acanthaster planci (crown-of-thorns starfish)
Lineage: Eukaryota; Metazoa; Echinodermata; Asteroidea; Valvatida; Acanthasteridae
Product: exostosin-like 3
Cellular component (GO): membrane
Molecular function (GO): glycosyltransferase activity
Source: RefSeq, a predicted model, not a curated record
CACUGCGUGCUAUACUUGGGCUUGAAAUCCAGUCGUUUAUAGUCAGUCCUCCAGAAUAACCGAUAUGAUCCGGCAUGCAUCCAGCGCAGUGCAUCGUUGCCCACGAUGCCGUGCUGAUUCGGCCCAGAUACGAUGCUUGGAGGGAUGGCCUUAUUUGGAGCAGGAUUCUAAAGCUACAUUGUCUUGAAUCGUCUAACGGUCUACGUGACAAUUAACAGAAAAGAGAUUGAUGCUACGUGUUUGCAUGUGACAAGCACUGACUGAAUGAAACUGGCUAUACGUAGCACUUGUUUGUUCAACAGCAUGGACAUGCAGACGAUGGGUGUUCUCCGCAAAGGCUUUGCCAGCCGGAAGCUGUACUCGUUAAUUGUAGUUGUGGUUGUUGCUUUUUACCUUCUUGUGUGGCAUAACGGAGGUUGGAUAGUGAAAAGAACAAGGUUAGCCCAGUCAGUUACAGAUGGUGCUGACGGACUUGAUUUUACCGUAUGCAGUCCAGCAUUGGACAGUAUCAGUCCAACCAGCAGAAGGGAAGAGGCUGACCUCCAGAUGAAACUCCACCAGUGCGCCCACUACAUCAGCAAGCUUCUUACGGAAAGCAAGGAGAUUAGGAGUGCCGUACAAGAAGUUGACUCAUUCUCUAAAUUGCAGCCCUGGAUCCAAGGAAAUAACUGCCAAAACGAAGCGAGGCAAGAGUUCGAAAAUGAUGCCCAUGGUGGCCAUCCUACCAACGAAUGUCGGCUGAGCAACUGUUUUGAUUACUCGCGAUGUCCUUUAAAUUCAGACUUUUCGGCAUACCUUUAUCAAGGUCGUGGAGAGUUGCCAAAUGGUAUUGAAAAGGUCAUGACAAUCAAUCCGUACCAUACUUCCGAUCAAAAUACUGCCUGCGUAUUUUUAGUUCUGGUCGAAGGAUCCAGUGGAAACGGAUUGAGCCCUACAAAAUCUGUAGGGGCGAGUUUCUCAAAGCUGCCAUCUUGGAAAGGGACAGGACAAAAUCACGUCCUCUUAAACUUAGCAAGGAACGUGUCUUCCCACAAUGUUCUCCAAACUGUCAGCAGUAGCCAUGCAAUCGUUGCCCAGUCCAAUUUUCGAGCGUCACAGUUUCGGCCGGGCUUUGAUAUUGUCACCCCGAUGCUUCUGGGGACAGAUACCGCAUUUGACUGGCAUGGAACACCUCGGCUGACACCAGCCAAGAGAAAAUACCUACUGUCAUUCCAGGGUGUUCAGUUACCACACAGGAUUUCUCCUUCUGUAGACAGCAUCCAUGAUGCUAUCCAGAGUUUGAAGACAGUGUACAGAAAUCAAGUUUAUAUUGAUCUCAGUUGCCCACAAAUCAUUGCUGACCGUGACUUUGUGUAUCCUUCGGAAUGGUGGAUGUGUGACAAUAAUGAGAAGAGAGCUGAAAUUCUGAGACAGUCAACGUUUGCGUUGAUUAUAGCCCCCGCUGACAGGAUCUUGUCCUCGACAAUGCUGCAGGCGAGACUACACGAAGCCUUGAGGCAAAAUGCUGUGCCCGUCGUCUUAGGGGAACAGGUUCGACUCCCGUUUGCCGACUUCAUCGCAUGGGAGAAGGCAGUGAUAAUCUUGCCCAAGGCUCGAGCGAAGGAAAUGAUCCAUUAUCUCUCGUCUAUCCACGAGAGCGACAUACUGGCCUUGCGCCGCCAGGGGUGGUUCCUAUGGACGACGUACCUGAGCUCCACUGAAGCAGUCAUGAACGGUAUCCUUGCGACACUCCGCACCAGAUUGUCGCUUCCUCCAAGACCUAUACCGGCAACGCCAAGCCAAGGUUUAACUCGAAUAGAUGUUGGGCCAACCCAGAAACGCUCUUCAUCAUCUACAAAAUACCUACGGAACUCUUCGUACCUGAGCUGGGCGCGGGAGCCUUCCUGGAACUCAUUCCCUGGGCCUUACCAUCUUUAUCCCAGCACGCCCAUAGAACCUGUUCUUCCUUCCGAUGUCUACUUCGAGAAGUCAGGGCAAACCUUUGAGCCAAUCAGUAAAGGAACCAGGAAAACCGGGGAGAUGUUUCGAAAGUCGCUUGGGGGCAAUUCGCCGAUUGAGCAGUUCACCGUCAUCAUUAUGACUUACGACAGAGAACCUCAGCUGAUCACACUCCUUGGGCGCCUUCAAGGGCUGCCCUACAUGAACAAGGUUUUGAUAGUGUGGAAUCAUCCAAAGCCGCCGUCUUUAUAUGCGAAGUGGCCGAAACAACGGGUACCUAUGCAGAUUAUCCUACAGGCGAAGAAUAGCAUGAACAAUCGGUUUCUUCCGUUUGACGAGAUCGAAACUGACGCCAUUCUUUGCCUAGACGACGAUAUCCACAGGCUGACGCAUAAUGAGAUCCAUUUAGCUUUCAGAGUAUGGCGCGAGAACCGGGACCAGAUUGUGGGUUUUCCCGGCCGUAACCACGCAAUGGAUGUGAACAACAAGAACUUCAGAUAUGACGCAGAAAAGUCGUGUGAGGUGUCAAUGGUGCUUACCGGAGCAGCCUUUUUGCACAAGUACUACAGCUAUGUUUACUCUUACGUAAUGCCACAAGCCAUCAGAGACCAUGUAGACAAAAUCAUGAAUUGUGAAGACAUCGCUAUGAAUUUCAUGGUUUCCUUUGUGUCAAGAAAAGCUCCCAUUAAGGUUGGUGGCCACUCAGAUUUUCCAUGUGUAAAUUGCAAGAGUUCGAUUUCUGCUCACAAGUCUCACUACAUCAAGCGCACUCAGUGUGUCCGGUACUUCGGCGACAUCCUCGGAUACACACCACUACUCUAUACGCAGUACCAAGCUAACUCUAUCAUGUACGGACAAGGAGACAAAGAACCUACCUGCUACAAGGAAGUGUAAACCCCUCGGCUAAUCGAUAAGUGUUUUUUAUUGCAAUGUACAUAUAUAACUAGAUGGGUGACCAGUGUCUUAGAAUACGUGUAGCUAACAUUGUUCUCAUCCCGCAGUGGGAACAAAAGAUGGCAUGUUGGUGCUUUAACCAAGAUGCCGUCUCUCGUUUAAAAAAGGGUGUCAUCUGUUAAAAACAGAGACAUGCUUUACUGCGAGCAGCUCCCUUACAAAAACGUUGUGCGAUCUCAGUUCCAAGCGUGUCAAAAAUGCAAUCUUGUCUAAAAUAACAUUUUAAAAGUUUGAAGGGGAAACAAAGUACAAAUACCAGGACCAAAAAUUGAAAUGGAUUAAAAGAUAAAAAUUCAAACAACAAAAUUGGCGAAUUCCACUGAAAGUAUAAGGCAGUACUUAAAACCUGCAACAUAAGAAAGUUGCAAAUAAACCCAUGAACGUUCCCAGCUUUAUACGGAGGCUGUUCAAAUACAUCAUAGACUAUAAGACCAUGCAGGGAAGCAUGGGCACCAUAAAGUGUGAGAAUCCUUUGGGUUUGUCUGCAUUAGUUGCAGAAAGCAAACAAAAAGGACAAUAAUGCAUGACUAGCUAUAAAUCAAAAUAUAUGACGUCAGUCACGUCGGAUGGAAAAGAGUAACAGAUUUUUCAAAUAUGGAAAAAACAAGUAUGCAGCAAAAAAACGGACUGUAGCACAUUGUCAAAGUUACUACCAUGUUUCAUUUAAAUGUGACUUGAUGGGCAGGUACUUAAGGAAUUAUUCUGAAGAAAGCUGAUGCUUUAUUUCUCUAUUGGUUCAUGUGUAAAACGCAUGGCUUCUUUAGCAUCCGACAACAUGAUAUAGUUGGUUUAUUCAUGUCAAAAUAUCAAACAAGGCAAACAAAUAAAAAUGAUUGUUUUGCUCUAAAAAAAUUGAGGUUUUUAAAAUACACAAAAAUUACAACAAUUUGGAAUUAAACAACAUCAUGUUGAUUGCAUAGAUACCCCAAAAUAUAUUAUUUCAAAUAAAUUCACAAAAAUAAUAUCAGUCAAUAUCUAUACAACCAUCAAAAACAUGAAAAAAAUGAUUAUAAUAAAAACAGUGUUCCUAUUACAAUACUUUGGCCAAACACGGUAUAGGCGAGCGCUUAUAAUACUCAGUGUUGCGCGUUGGAACAAGAAGACAAAUGUAAUUUCUACUUCUGAGUCGAGGACCAUUUUCGCUUUGCUGUGGGAGCAUAUCCAGGAAUCUGUCAGCAGUAAGUAAUUUCAAAUUCAAUAAACAAUUGAGACCAUCUAAUGGCUAAUUACUGUAAUUUCAAUUGUUUUAAGGCCUCGUAAUAAUUAUUGUAUUGAGAGCCAAAGAGGUAUAAAAGACCGUUGUUUACGUAUCUUCACUCCCUUUGUGCACCACUUAGUUAAGAGUUAGUGCAUGCAUACUCGACUACUUUACUCGUGGAUUUUGAGGCAGACGACGUGGGACACUGUUCCAGCACUUCUUUUUGCGGAUGGAGACCAUUACUUAUUUUUAAUAAAAUACAAACAAACGGAGAUAACCUGUUGACUAAAAUUGAUCAGACAAUAUUUUACCACCGUAUUAUAUGAACCCAGUUUCACAAAAUUGAAACAGAUUCUGAAAACGUGAUGUAAAAAAGUAAUACGAUCCAGAUUUGAAAGAAAAUACUCCCGCGGUCUCUCACAUUUUUAAACCACUUCUCCAGUUUAAACAUGGACAAUCCAAUGAAAGAACCGUAGACUAACUUUGACUGUCUGUUGCAGCUUACAUAACUGCUUUUAUUCAACCUCUAAAUGUGUCAAUGAGCGAUCAACUAGAAAUAGGGAUGUUUCCCCGUCAACAGAAAAGGCUACAUCUUGCCCAAAAUACAUGCAUCUCUUACAUGAACAUCAAACAGGCACUCAGCUUGCUUGCUAAAGGUGCUACUAACAAACAUUGGACACGCUUACCCGAGGGGAUGAAAGUAUCACAAUAUGUACCAACACCUCCAGCACGCUUGCUACAGGAGUAAAGCUCACCAAACAUCUGUACAAAAUAAGACACCCAGCACGUUUGAUACAGGUGUCAACAUGAAACAACAUGGAUGCCGAUAUAAAAACUCGAAACCCCAAAGAUACGCCUGUCAAUAAGUAGGCCUAUUAUACCCGUUCAACUUGAAGCAGAAAUGAAAAAUGCCAACUAAAUAUUCCAUAAUUAGUUCCCAAGAAACCAAAACUGUUAACUACCAUACAUGUAUAUAGAUACAUGUAUGCAUGUAUCACCGAAAGUACACAUAUUUUGGUCCCCGCUGGUACUUGCGUAUGGAUAUAUAAGAUCCACUAGAAAAUGUGGAUGCCACCUGUGCUCACAGAAUGGUGUAAUCUAUAUUAGAAAUUGCACAGUGUCUCCACCGCCGGUACUUGCGGUUGGAUAAGUCCCACUGGAACAGAUGGGUGCCAGCUACGCUUAAAACAACGGUUACGGUAACAAUAUACAAGGACUUACAAAUUGUCCUAAUAAGGAAACUUAUAGAGGUGGUAAGUCCUAAAUUGGUGCACUCCCCACAACGCCAGACCUUGGGCGAUUGUUACAGGCAAAAGCAGCAUAUCCAACGAUCCCGCACCGUCUACAUUUAUGCGCAAACUUACACCCCUGCCAGUGGCACCCUUUGUCUGAGUUGAAGUUGAAACAAACUUGCCCAGACCGCAACAUAGACUGCCUGGAAGGUACGCCAGCUCUGACGCCGCCUUUGGUCGAAGCAGGUUUGGCAAACGUGUUGCUAGCCCGGGAUAAACUAAAUGCAGCUGCUACUGUGGCCUACAGCUCAACAUCCAGCUCUGCCCACGAACGAAGGCGGUAACAUUCCUGGCGCAAAUGGAACUUGUCAUCGAAGAAACGCCAACCCUACUGCCUGGAAAUUGCAAAGCAACUUUCUUUGGCGGUUCGACAUACUUCAAAAGCUGUGCGACACGCCCUGGAUGACAUGUUACAAAACUGCCAUAAAACAUGGAAAGCGCUAGUCCAUUUGUCAAUGGAAUCAAUUUUCUACCUCUGGGUAGCCGCAAGCUGCAGAACCACUUGGCCCCCUUCCAGUGUCAUGGAGGGGCUAGCAUUUGCAUUCGAUAAGGCCGAGACAGCAUUAUAACUAUAGAGGGUCGCCAAAUCAAUAUAUUCACUUUUCCAAAUUUUCUCUUUUGUCGCCUGUGAAACAUAAAGGUCUAAACCCCCGGAGGAAAAACCAUCUGGUGCCGAAAAGAUUGGACGAGGCCUACUAUACAGCAAGCUGGCUUUACCCCCCACGACGUUUCGACUCUGGCCCAUUCCCCCGUUUGAACUGGUAUCGGUCGGCAGCCUCGGCACAGUAAGGGGAGCGUCGGCACUGUACACUGAUUGAACGGGUGGUAAUGCCGGCAAAGAAUGGUGACCAAGCGCUGCGUUGCCUCCCAGCAUAUUCACGCUAAGCCCAUGCCUAUAAACAAGCUAUAAAUAAUAAAUUUUCACCAGCCCCCGCAUUAAAACCAACCCCAGAUGCAAACCUAGCCCCAUUAGGCCCAUAGCAAAGUUCAACAGAGGACCCAGAAAUGACACUGCUGCUAACAUUAAACUAGUACUAGGCCCAACGCGGAGGGUAGUGUCCACAGUCCCAACACGGUGGCGCAUUGCCAAACUCACACACCCUUACAUAUGUAUACUUGUGGGGUAUUUCCUUUGUUAUCGUGUAUAACACUCCCACACAACACGAAAAAAAUUCAAGUCACUGCCAUUUCAACCAAAUUUAGUUUCCUGGGUUGAAAUUUUGACCGUAUGUCCCUUAUAUAGGCCUAAACACUUUAUUUUGCGACAGAUGAAUGGCACUUGAAAAUUCCUCCUUUUUGAGUAAGUUUGAAGUAUUUAUUUCGUGAAA